CAGGAAGCGCUGGCUGGGUAGGUUGAUUCAGUCGGUGACAGCUGUGGGAGCGACAGCUGACGUUGUAGAAAAAUAUUGUUUAUUUACACUUUUGGUCCAUUUUUUUUUUUGGUACCUAUGGACCAAUACCAACGCUGUCAUCCUGAAGUCUGCUUUUAAAGGAUAUGAGAAAACAGAAGAGGAAGGAACAAAACGGAGGAGCUGGCGUGCAUGAGAAUGGAGCUGUCACCAGAAGCGAAACAGAACCAGACUGUGGGAGGAAACAGAAGCUGGCUGUCAUCCAUCAGGCUUUGAUCAGGGAUCCAGUGGACAUUAAUACCCUGAGACAAGCUGCAGCUAGUAAAGGAGGCCUGCUCACUGAUGAACUGAGGAGAAAAGUGUGGCCCAAAUUACUAAACAUCAAUGUAUAUAAUCUACCUCACAGACCUGGUCGAGAUGUGAGGGAGAACCACAAGGACUACAACCAAGUUGUGCUGGAUGUCAGGCGGUCCAUGAAGCGGUUUCCUAAAGGUAUGCCAGCUGCAGAGAGAGCAGUCCUUCAGGAGCAGCUGAUUGAUACGAUCCUGGAGGUUUUAAAGCGAAACUCUCAGCUGCAUUAUUAUCAAGGCUACCAUGAUGUGGCGGUCACGCUGUUGCUGGUGGUCGGGGAGCGUAUGGCCAUAGCCAUGCUGGACAAACUGUCCAAUUAUCACCUCAGGGAUUUCAUGGAUCCUACCAUGGACAGCACCAAACAUAUUUUAAAUUAUCUGAUGCCGAUUUUAGAGCAGGUUGACGUGGAGCUGCACGACUUUAUGACCAGAGCAGAGGUUGGAACCAUCUUUGCACUUUCCUGGCUCAUCACAUGGUAUGGCCACGUCCUGUCGGAGUUCAGACACACUCUCAGGUUGUACGACUUCUUCCUGGCCUCACAUCCGCUGAUGCCCAUCUACCUCUCUGCUACGAUUGUGUUGCACAGAGAGAAGGAGGUAAAGCAGACGGAGUGUGAAAUGGCCAUGGUGCACCACCUCCUUUCCCGCAUCCCCCAGGAUCUCCCGUAUGAGCUUCUGAUCGGCCGGGCCCAGGACCUGUUUGACCAGUAUCCCCCAUCGUUACUGGCCAAACGGGCAGCACUGCAGUCUCGCAAGAGCUUGUCCAUAAGUACCUUCCAGGCAUUUCAGCUCUCCACCCUCCACCAGAGGCCAGACUCUGUUCUCCAACGCCUCACCAGGGCUCAGGGCUCCACCACCUCCAGACACGGCCUGGAAGCAGCGKCGCCCGCAGACAGAGGCCAGCUGUGGCAGCGGGGGAACAGGAUGGUAAAGAUGGCAGUGUGGGGGCUGUCCGCCACGCUCGGGGCAGCUGUGCUCGCCGUGGCUCAGACCGCCAUGGACUGGGGGCCCGAGGUGUUGCUUCAGCUGUUCUGACGGACACGUGACGAGGCUCGACGACAGCGGACGGUCAACGGCUGUCUGCUGUCACGAUGGAUCGACAUUAUGCAACCACGGAGACACAAACACUGACUGUAAUGACUUUAAGAUCAUUUCUUCUGCAGAAACACUGCUGAAAAGCAGGAGGGUGUACCUUGGUGCCAAACAGGUUUUUUGUUUUCUACAAUAAGUAUGUGGAUGGAUUACUAAAAAAAAGUCUUCUGUGAAGAAGUGAUUGACUAGACGAUCAUAAAUGAGCACAAAAUGUUAAAGAAACGAAUAAAUUUAAACAUCAGGCCACAUAAAAGACGAAAUUACCACAAAAACGUGCAAAACUACAAUUGCAACAAGCUGACCAAAGAAUCUAAAAUGAAAUCUUCUUGAAUCAGAUGAAUCCCUGGGUUCAUCCAAGUUUAUGAGACACAAACACAUCCCCCUCUUUCAGGCUGUGCAUCCUCUCCCUCGGCUUUCGCAUUGUUAUAAAAGUCCCUGUUUCCUUGUUAGCUGAUUAGUUCACUGAAACCCCGUUUUUCUGACUGUCACACUUGUUUUGUGCAUUUCAGCUGACAGUGUUUCAGAGCGCUUGUUGGAUCAGCAGCCAUAUCUAAAAGCCAAAAGUGCCCGCAGCCAGCCUGAUGACACAUGAAUACAAAUUAUUAAAGAGCGGUGUUUUCUGCUGAAAGCUUCUAGUUAUGAGUGAGGAAAGAGAAAGGUGGAGAAAAGGGGAGCAAAGGAAGGGGGAGGUUUUUUUUUUUGCCUUUGAGCCUCAUAUUAAUUGCUUUACUCCAAGUGUCAGGGAGUUGUGUUUACACCGGAGCUUGACACACAAAACAAGCUGUUAUUUCCCCCCCAAAAAAUGUGAUCAUUUGGCACACAUUUCGAGCAGCAGCACUGUUUUCGCAGAUGCAUUUUAUGAGAGACGGUGAAAUAUUGUUCAGAUUUUUACUUUUUUYCCCUUCUUUUCUUUACUUUUGUGCAGCAGGUUUUCAGCUCCACAGUGAAUGAGUGUGGGGAAGACACGGGUAGUUGUACAUUCUUAAAAUAUUUAGUAUGUUUGAUCCAACAUCCCCUCUGAACUGCCGUCAACGGAGCUACAGUACAUGGAGUUUUCCACAUUAGGUUUCAUUUGAGCAUUUUACAGUUUAAGGUUAUUUUAAAGCUUUACUGUAUUGUUUUGAAAAAAGGGGUUUUUACUUUAUUCCAAAGAUGAUAAAAGAAAAGAAAACUUCCCAAAAUGCACCACGUUUUCUGCAGCUAUUGUUGCAGUCAGAGUUUUAUAACCUGAAAAGUGAAUGUUUCCAUCUUGUUCCCCAGCAGUGCACGCUCUGUAUGCAGACUUGUACGCUAAAAUAUUUAUCAGCUUUUACUAGCAUGUAGCUAAGCUUCUGCUGCUGUAAACAUAACUUCACUGGUCACAACACUCUCCUCUCUCCGUGCUCCGUCAUCAGUUGGAAAUGCGUCACACGUUUGCACAGCUGGUUAAGCAGCCUGCCCUGUUGAUUUCUGUUACUUUGCUGCACAUAAAAUCAGUCUGUUGGCGGCAAAAAUUAAAGUAAUGCAUUAACAAACAGAUAAAGACAUUUCCAGCCUCAGGGCUUUAGGUAUUUGCCAAAAAAAAAAGACAACUUUGGAAUGGUCAGUAAAUCAAUCGUGGUAACAUGUUAGCUGCAGGCGAAUUUAAACACAUGUAAACAUAUUUAUCUGAUUAUUGACUUUGUGUCUCUGUUAGAGGAAUCUUCAUUGAUGAGCCUUUUUUAAGCCGUCUUCUAUAUCUUUAAUUUAUUAUUUUCUCGGAGUCUCACUUGCAUGUAAACAAUUUUUAUUUUAGAAGACACUAGAUAUUUAUUUGUUUGAACUGUAUGAAUGUGUCUUAACAUUGCAGAAUUGGUAAAAAUGUUAUGCUUUGCACAGUUAGCAACUUGAAAUGGUCAUUCUUUAGGGGAAUGCUUAAUGAAAUAACAAGUAGCUAUAAAAAGCUUUAUAAUGAAAUACUGGGUGUUGGCUGAAAUUCUCAGACAUGUACCCUUAAUUUGUAUUAUUUCUGAAGAUGUUGCAGUAAAUAAAUAUGUUUUUAUGUAA
Austrofundulus limnaeus is the source of this 3485-nucleotide messenger RNA. Its product is annotated as TBC1 domain family member 20. NCBI's taxonomy places the organism in Eukaryota, Metazoa, Chordata, Actinopteri, Cyprinodontiformes, Rivulidae. Gene Ontology annotation, biological process: endoplasmic reticulum to Golgi vesicle-mediated transport; positive regulation of GTPase activity. Gene Ontology annotation, molecular function: GTPase activator activity. Gene Ontology annotation, cellular component: endoplasmic reticulum membrane. The record is from RefSeq and is a predicted model, not a curated record. The coding region runs from base 165 to 1403 and encodes 412 amino acids. The transcript has 10 exons.